Molecule: messenger RNA, 4512 nt
Organism: Orbilia oligospora ATCC 24927
Lineage: Eukaryota; Fungi; Ascomycota; Orbiliomycetes; Orbiliales; Orbiliaceae
Exons: 2
Coding region: 1-4512 (1503 amino acids)
Biological process (GO): nucleoside metabolic process
Molecular function (GO): protein binding; catalytic activity
Source: RefSeq, a predicted model, not a curated record
AUGUCGAAAAAGAAAUUAGCUUUUGAAGAUUAUACCGUCGGAUGGAUCUGUCCCCUCCUCGUGGAAAGGGUUGCCGCGAUGGCGAUGUUUGAUGAGGAACACGAACCCCCCGGACCACAACCGUCAGCCGAUCACAACGUCUACUACCUGGGUAAUAUCCAGUCCCAUAAUGUAGUAAUCGCAGGCUUGCACAAGGCAGGAAACAGUUCCGCGGCUACUGCCGUCGCCCAGAUGAUGAUCACAUUUCCAAACCUUAAGUUCGGUCUACUAGUCGGAAUUGGAGGUGGUGUACCAGUAAAAACGGAUAAUGGGAGGAUUAGACUCGGUGAUGUCGUCGUCAGCAAGCCGACUGGUGAGCACUCAGGUGCGGUGCAGUAUGACCAUGGUAAAGCGGAGACGGGACGCUUUCGACGCACUGGUAUCCUUGCUCCGCCGCCGCGGGUGCUUCUGAAUGCGGCUAUUGAUUUAGAAGCUCGGCGUUCGAUGAUGCGGGUAGACCCAAUCUGGGAGAAUAUCAAACGAAUUGACACAAGUAUUCGCACUCUCCGAAAGUAUAAGUAUCCUGGUCCCGAGCAAGAUCACCUCUACAAGCCGAGUUGUAUCCAUCCGGAUCCGAAGCUUUCUUGCAGCGAAUGCGGAUGUGAUCCGGCGCAACGAGUACAGGAUUCUUCCUUUGACCUGGAUGAAGACGAGAGGAAGUCAAGUGUGGUCGUUCACAUGGGAACAAUUGCGUCGGGUGAACUGGUUAUCAAAAACGGAGAGAUAAGAGAUCAACUGGCUGAAGAAUAUGGAGUCUUGUGUUUUGAAAUGGAAGCGGCAGGGGCGUUAACUGAUUUUCCUUGUAUUGUCAUCCGUGGGAUCUCAGACUAUAGCGACUCGCAUAAGAACGACGUCUGGCAUGGAUACGCUGCCGCUGCAGCGGCGGCGUACGCGAGGCAGCUAUUCUUCCAUAUGCCAAUCGAUGAAGUCAAGCGCUAUAUCUCUUCAACCGCGGAGCAAGUCCUUCGCCAAAUCGAACAACGUAAAGAUAGUAAAGAACGCUGGGAGAUCCUUAAUUGGCUCGAAACCUUUAACCACAGUCUUCAGCAAAACGACAACCUAAAGAAGCGGCGGUCAGGGACAGGAUUAUGGUUACUGAACUCGAACCAAUUUCAAACCUGGCUAGAAUCUAGUCAGCAGACAUUAUUCUGUCCAGGUUUCCCCGGACAAGGAAAAACCAUCAUGACUUCGAUCAUUAUCGAAAAUCUCCAAAUGAGAUUCCGAGGCGACAAGACUAUCGGCAUCGCCUAUCUUUAUUUUAAUUUCAAGAGAACUAAUGAGAAGAACUUACUUGCAAGCUUACUAAAUCAACUAAGCCAAACUCAGCCUUCAAUACCAGACGGGGUGAAAAGCCUCUACCGCGAAUUCGGGCACCAAAGACCACCAGAAGACAAAAUUUACGAGGUGUUACAGACCGUGCUAUCUAAGCUUUCGAGAGUUUUCAUUAUUCUGGACGCUCUGGAUGAAUGCAACCCUGUUGAUCGAUCGGAACUUUUGACGGAACUUUUUCGUCUUCAGACUGAGUGCGGAGUCAACAUUUUGGCAACAUCGAGAUUCAUUCCAAAUGUUGAGGAGAGAUUCGAGGGAACUAUGGUUUUAGAAAUCCAAGGCAACCCCGAAGAUAUAUAUAAUUACAUAGGCGGGCGUAUGUCAGAGCUGCGGCUAUGUGUUAGGCGUGAUCCAGGACUCCAAGAGGAAAUUAAGAAGGGAAUAACAGAGGCCGUUGAUGGAAUGUUUCUCUUAGCCCAACUAUACCUAGAAUCUCUCCAAGAUGGGAUAAGCAAGGGAGAUAUCCGAAGAGCAUUGGAGAAGUUCCGGAAACAAACCCAAGGAUCUGGAGGGAAAGAAAAACUGAAAGUAUUGGCCGACGCAUACACAGAAGUGAUGAAAAGAAUCGGCCAGCAAGGCGACAAAGCUCAGAAGUCUGCAAAGAGGACCCUGUCAUGGAUAGUCUGCGCGAACAGACCACUGAAUACUUUUGAACUUCGUCAUGCCCUUGCUGUAACGGCUGACAAGACGGACCUAAAUGAAGACGACUGCCCAGAGAUCGACGAUGUCAUUUCGACCUGUGUCGGGUUGGUGGUUGUUGAUAUGGAAAGCAAUAUCAUCCGAUUGGUACAUUAUACAGCUCAAGAAUACCUCAAAGCUCAUGCCUUUUGGAUAGACCCCGGGCCCCAGGAGAAUGUCAUCCAAAAUAACGAUAUUUCAAUGAUCCAUAUCCACAGACACAUCACAGAAACUUGCAUAACCUACCUAUCUUUUGACGCUUUUCAGACCGGCUAUUGCAGUUCUAACAGCGAAUUCACUACACGCCUAAAGCUAUACCCUUUAUACAGAUAUGCGGCCCAAAACUGGGGAAACCACGCUCGUGCUGCAAUAUCAGAAGUGGAACAGUUAGUUUUGAAGUUUCUUACGCGGGAAUCCAACCUAAGUAGUUGUAGUCAAGCCUUAAUGGCCCCUGAGUCCAGAUCCUUCAUAUUUUCAGAGAAAACACUGAAAAGCCAAGAUGCGCCUAGAGAUGUCACAGCGCUACACCUUGCAGCAUAUUUUGGACUGGCGGAGACUAUCGUGGCUUUACUGAAGAUGGGAAAUGAUAUCGAUCUGGAUGCCCGAGACACCGCCGGCCGAACACCACUCUCAGUCGCCAUAGGAGCCGAGCAAGAAGCAGUGGUAAAACUAUUACUUGACAACGGUGCCAAGAAUAAUUUCCAAUACGAAAUAGAACUGAAUACAGGUUUAAGGAGAUGGCUUUAUAAGAUGGCGAACCUGGUACGCCCCGCCUGUAGAGUAAAUGACGAAGUAGCCUCGAUCCCGGAAAGCCAAGACUAUAAAUGGACGCCAUUAUUGCAUGCUAUAGAGCUUGGGAAUGGACCUAUAGUAAGGCUAUUACUUGAGCAUGGCGCUGACAAGAAUAUUAAAGACUAUAUGGAUCGGACGACACUGUUCCUAGCAAUAGAAAAAGAACAUGAAGAAAUAGCGCGGAUACUCCUUGAAAAUAGAGUCGACUUAGAGACCAAAGACGUAAAGGGUAGAACGCCACUGCUGCAGGCUGUAAUAGCACAGCAUCAACCGAUAGUGGAGUUACUGCUUAAACACAAGGCUGAUACUGAGUGCGAGUUCGGAGGUAGCACGGCAAUACUCCGGGCAAUGAAACUUGGAAACGAAACUCUAGUAAACCUUUUAAUCGAGAAUGAUGCUGAUCUGGGAGCCAGCGAGAGAAAAAUUGGCUAUACGCCAUUGAUAUAUGCUACAUGUUUUGGAAACGUUGGAAUGGUGAGAUUAUUACUCAACCAAGAUGCUGCAAUUGAAGCUAAGGACGACACUGGAAACACGUCUUUGUUGCAUGCUGCAUACUCAGGGCGCGUGGAAAUGGUGGAGCUGUUACUCUCCCGGGGUGCUGAGACAAACUUUACAAACCAAAUGGGGUACUCCCCACUGAUGGCGGCAGCAUCUCGGGGGCGUGGAGCUGUGGUAAAGUUAUUUCUAGCGCAAGAUGGCGUCGAUGCGGACUUCGAAGGGCCAGACUAUAUGAUGACGCCUCUCCUAGCAGCCGCCUCCCAAGGGCAUAAGCAAGUGGUAGAAAUGUUACUUGCGACCGGUGCCGUUAACGUGAACCACAAAGAUUUUUCUGGUAUGACGCCACUGAUGGUUGCCGCAAUGGGAGGGCACGAGGAGAUAGUGGAGUUAUUGCUCGCAAAGAGCGCAGUCAACCCCAACAGAGAGUCUGAUACCGGCCAGACAGCACUAUCGCUAGCAGCGCAAAAGGGCCACGAGGCGGUUGUGAAACUUCUACUCGCGAAGGGUUACGUUGACUUGAAUUCGAGAGAUCGGGAAUAUCAAACGCCGCUAUUUUGGGCCGUGAAAAUGGGACAUAUGGUGGUAACAGAGCUGCUACUAUCGAACGAUGAUGUCCAUCCGGACCUCAAGGAUAAAAAUGGCCGGACUCCGUUGUCGUUGGCUGUGAGCAAAGAUGGAAGUGGCACGUACGAUGAAGAAGAGGAAGAGAAAUGGGAUGAAGACAUGGGUGGCAAAUACACGGACGACGAAGAUAUGGACGAUUACGAUAAUGAUAACUCUUAUCAUAGAGAAUAUAAUAGUGAGGAGGAUGAGGAGGAUGAGGAGGAGGAAGACAGGUACAGUGAAGAAAAUGCCGAGCAGAGAAGGAAGAAGAUAAGUGAGGUAUUGGUCUGGAGGCAAGACGGGUACGAGUUCAGUGAGGCACUAAACAUAGUGAAACUACUUCUUGGGAAUGGCAACGUUGACCCGAACUCCAAAGACAAUUGCGGUCGAACUCCACUAUGCUGGGCUUCUAAGACCGGGUACCGGGGAGCUGUGGAGCUGUUACUUGCCAAAGAAAAUAUAGAGCUGGACAUCGCAGAUAACACCAGCAGAACGCCAUUGGCAUGGGCCAGGGAAAACGAUCAUGGGGAAAUAGUAAAGCUCUUGCAAGAGCGUUUUAUAUCGAGCCGAUGA